CAUUAAAAUUCAUUCAUUCAUUCAAUUGAAUUUAGAAACAGAAAAACAUGAGCCAAAAUGUAAUCCCGCUCUGAUGGCGUUUCAAUUUUAGGGUAGUGGGUGGGAAAGAGGGUCCAGAGUCGAGACAUUUAUAAUUUCGAAUGGACCUGUGCACGUGGAUUGAAACGCUUUUCAUUGCACAUUGAAUUCGUGCGCGGGGAGAAGUUAAUCCUCCUCGUUUAGCUGCUUCUCAUGCUCUCUUAUGUUCUCCUAAUGUCUGUAGACUAACGCCCCUCGUACAACAAGUAUUUUCAUCAAAGGAAACAAAUUUUCCAAGGGCCCGCUGACCCAAGCAUUUGGUUAAACUUACAAUGCAUUCAUUCCUUUCAACAUUUACUCAAAUUCAAAACGGAGGCCGCCAUAACAGCACCUCCGUUGCAGUGAAGAAAGAGAAUCCCUUUAAGAGUAGUUAUAUUAUUAGCCUCGCCUUUGUGAUUUGCUCAUAGGGUUUGGUUUAUUUGGGUUGUUUUCUGUAGAUUGAGAUCGUUUCGCUGAGGGGCUAAUUAUGAUAUGCGAGUUGGAAAGGCUGCAGACUGCCAAGUGCCAACAGACCACUAAAAGCUAGUGGUGAGUGGUGAGUGCCAUUACAGUUGGCUUCUGUCAGGACCUGAAGUUCGCCUCAUUAAUUUAAUCCAUCUUUUGCUUUUCUCAGCUUGGGAUCGCUGAUUUUAUAGGCAUUAACUGUUUUCUCUUCUGUAAGCUUGAGUAGCCCAGGCCAUUAAAUCCAGAGAUAGAGAGUCAAAAUCAAGGCAAACCCAGAGCACCUCUGUGGGAAUCUGCAUAGGAGAACUGUCGAAUAGUCUUUUUAAGAUCCUCCAUAGUAGCACCUUCCAUUUACUAUCAAAGUGUUCUAUCAAUUGAGUUCUUUUGAGCAAUCUAUUGUCAAUUCAAGUGUGACUUAUUUCCAACAACUCGAAACGAAUUGUUGAUUUCCCCAACAUGACAGCCUUGCCCUCACCAGGAACUGCACUUUCUUCCUCCACUUCUCCUUAUCUGUAUAUGCAACUCACUCCGGGCAUGAAUAAUUCAUCGUCUCCUCUUGCAAACUCCACCAGCAACAACAACCAGAACAAAAGAAAACGCCGCCCUGCGGGCACUCCUGAUCCCGAUGCAGAGGUGGUGGCAUUGUCGCCCAAGACGUUAAUGGAAUCCGAUAGAUAUGUAUGUGAGAUAUGCAACCAGGGGUUCCAGAGAGAUCAGAAUCUGCAGAUGCACAGGCGCAGGCACAAAGUGCCAUGGAAGCUCUUAAAAAGACCCACCCCGGAAAUUCGCAAACGGGUAUAUGUUUGUCCAGACCCAACUUGCCUGCACAAUGAUCCAUGCCAUGCUCUUGGAGAUCUGGUUGGCAUCAAGAAACACUUCAGGAGGAAACACAGCAUCGAGAAGCAAUGGAAGUGUGAGAAGUGUUCCAAGGGAUAUGCUGUUCAAUCCGAUUACAAAGCCCACCUCAAGACCUGUGGUACCAGAGGCCAUUCCUGUGACUGUGGCAGAGUUUUCUCCAGGGUGGAGAGCUUCAUAGAACACCACGAUGAUUGCAUUGCAGUGAAAGAAAGAGCGAUUUUUGGGUACAACGAUCCGUCAAGACAGCCCUGUAUAACAGUGGCAACUAGCAGCUCAAACGAAAUUCUUUCUGGUAUUUCAAUGGCGGAUAGAUCGUUGAAUAUGGAGCAGAGAGAGCUUCAAUUUCUUCCCACCAAGCACCAAUCAGACGUUUCAGAAACAACAGUGACUGUGGCAGGGGAUAACAAUGGAGGCUUUUCUGUAACAUCCAGAGAUUACAGAACAAGCCCGUCAAGCAACUCGAGAUCGAAUCAUAACGCUGCAAUUGAAGACAGAUAUAACUAUUUUGGCGGCGCCGCCACUGAGGAAAAAGAACUGCCCGAAAAUGGUGGGUGGUUGCAACUCUCUAUUGGCCCAUGCAUCGACUAUGAAAAGAAGUCCCAUGUAAAAGCAGGCCGCAGACUAACAGAACUGACACUUUCAUUACAGAGUAUUUCAGUACAUCCAAUCCAGUAGUUCAGUAUGAACCUGCAAAAACAUAAAUUGACAGCAAAAGCACUGUUUGAAAUGAAUUUUUUCCAUCUGAAAUGAGUCGUAAUCUAGGCCUCUGGAUUGAAGGAGACUCAUGUAGCCUCUCGAAUCUAUAGCAUGAAAAUAUUUGAGAAAGAACACAGAUCCUGAAUGCCCACAUCAUUCAAACAGAAUAUGGAUACCCAUUUUUGCAAAAAUGUUUGUGCUUGUACAUGCCCAUUCCGACAGUUGGGAUGAAUCUCCUGCCAGUUUUUUUGUGGAGUGCCAUUAAUCGAAACUUGAGCCUGUGCCCAGAAUGAGCAAACAGAGAAAACUCUGCAAACUGCAACAAAUCAAUGUCGAACCAUUGUCUUAUUCAUGAGGGAAGCAAAGAGGUCAGAUUCAAUCAAUGUCUUCUGUUAAAAUAUGUGUAUUUGGCAGAAAACCAUGGCACAAAACUUUUGCUGCAUGGUCUUGUAUGAUUCAGGGUGGUAUAGAUGAUUCCACCAUAAGUAAAUAGAUCACAAUUUACAAUAUAGUCUUAGCUUUGCA
Messenger RNA from Cryptomeria japonica (Japanese cedar), 2601 nucleotides. RefSeq names its product zinc finger protein SHOOT GRAVITROPISM 5. The transcript is spliced from 3 exons. The record is from RefSeq and is a predicted model, not a curated record. The coding region runs from base 979 to 2055 and encodes 358 amino acids. Gene Ontology annotation, cellular component: nucleus. Gene Ontology annotation, molecular function: DNA-binding transcription factor activity. NCBI's taxonomy places the organism in Eukaryota, Viridiplantae, Streptophyta, Pinopsida, Cupressales, Cupressaceae.